GGAAGUGGUUUGUCAGAGGAUGGCGUUCCUUGAGACUAAGAGUUUGCUAGAGGAAUUACGGUAGAUUGAUAUGUCAUUCCAAAAUUUGAGUGUCUGAAUGGUCGGUUCCCUGUGCGCGUUCCGCAAUUCCUGUAUCCCGCAUUAUCCUGCAAAUCAUGCAGUCCUGGAAUAAACACGCAUGCCUUCCAACAACUAGUAAAUACGACAUUGGCUGGAACUCAUGACUGAUAUGGCAAUGCAUAAGUCAUUUCGAAUAACCGUAGAACCUUUCAUGUUUUUAUGCAUGAAGGCAUUCUUCCUAAAUCUGGUUGCUCUUCCACAAUUAAUCCUGGAUAAUGUCUGUAUAAAAAAGCACAAUGAAACUAAAUGCGCAGCCAUGCUAACUGGGGCAUUCAAGACAGAAUACGACAUGGUGCAAGAGGAUGCAACAUUUUGGUUCGCUGGUGUCAUGGUCAUUGCUACCUUCAUCACAGUUUUGACCUUGCCUUUUGUUGCUACUCUUUCUGAUGAAUUUGGACGUCGCAGAAUAAUGUUUCUCACCCCUUUGUCGCAGCUGAUCCAAUGCCUUGCGUUUCUUUUAAUCGUAAGCAAGGACAUUCGCUUCCCAACCUGGCUAAUUUUAAUCGCAGGGCCCAUUCCAGGGCUAGUGGGUGAUGUGAGUAGUCUAUACGUUUUUACGCAUGCAUACAUUGCAGAUAUAACAACAGAGAAACAAAGGACAAUGCGCAUUAAUCUCCUCGAAGCUGCCUCUCUAUCUGCUGGUUUAUGUGCAACGGUCUCGAGUGGGCAUAUAAUUCAAAGGUUCGGUUAUGUUGGUAUUUUUGUUACCAGUACUGGACUACUGGUUUUGGCUAUUAUAUACUUGAUAGUUGUGGUGAAGCCUGUUGAAUCGGUUGCAGAAAAAAUCGAGGGAAAAAGAGAGUUGGAUAUUCCUAACCAGGAAUGCGAUCUUGUCCAAGAGGGGAAUCUACUCGAUGAUGGAAAAGUAAAUAUGGCAUGUAUAGAAUCAAAAACAGACACUAUUGAGAAAACCGAAGACAAAGUUUUCUUUAUCGAUGCUUCCAAAAGUCUUUCCAACAAUAAUCAUGAAGAAAAUAUUGAAAAUUCCGCUACGAGAAUAGAACACAGCGCUAACCAAGACAUCCAAGCACCCCAGAGCAAACUGUCAAGGCAAGAUGGGAGGCUUCAAAGAACAACGAAUAGGCUUUUGAAAAUCAUUAAAAAGUCAAACCCACUCACAAGUGUAAAAAGAGUGAUUAAAGUGCUGAAGGAACAGGGACAAUUGAAAAGGGGCCUCACAUUGUUUCUCCUAAUGUCAUUUGGGGCAUUUUCUUACUCAGGAGAAAUGGCAAUUAUUGUACUUUAUCUGAAGAACCACCCAUAUUUCCUGACCCCACAGAAAAUCGGGUAUUUUCUUGCUUUUGAGAGUGCAUUACUUGCAAUUGUAGGUCUUGUGUGCUGGAACUAUCUGCUAACAAGAAUCAUUAAAAUCAGCGACGUUGGUAUGCUGUUGGUGACGUCAUUUUCUGCAUUGGCCUACUAUGUGCUUCUUGGCUUUUCAAACUCAAUAACGAUGCUUUAUCUAAUCCAAAUACUGCACUCGGUCUCAACUCUGAAUGUUUCAACAAUCAGAGCAAUGAUUUCUAAAGUGACAACUCCCUCAGCUAUUGGCCUAAUGUACGCAGCCCUUCUCGUCGUUGAAACCGCCUCUAUUCUCAUUGGUUCCAUCGUCACCCCACUCACCUAUGCUCUUGUUGCUGCGGUACAUCCGGGAGCAGCAUUCUUCAUGAAUGCGGUAUCAUGUUGACAAGUCUGUGCAUUUCUAUCAGUCUAGUGUAUGUACAGCACACAGCAAAGCAACCGGAC
This is a messenger RNA of Rhopilema esculentum, 1866 nucleotides long. RefSeq lists its product as uncharacterized. The record is from RefSeq and is a predicted model, not a curated record. Gene Ontology annotation, cellular component: membrane. Gene Ontology annotation, biological process: transmembrane transport. NCBI's taxonomy places the organism in Eukaryota, Metazoa, Cnidaria, Scyphozoa, Rhizostomeae, Rhizostomatidae. Gene Ontology annotation, molecular function: transmembrane transporter activity.